Molecule: messenger RNA, 1691 nt
Organism: Melanotaenia boesemani (Boeseman's rainbowfish)
Lineage: Eukaryota; Metazoa; Chordata; Actinopteri; Atheriniformes; Melanotaeniidae
Gene: ctsd
Product: cathepsin D
Exons: 9
Coding region: 104-1294 (396 amino acids)
Biological process (GO): proteolysis
Cellular component (GO): lysosome
Molecular function (GO): aspartic-type endopeptidase activity
Source: RefSeq, a predicted model, not a curated record
GUGACUGGACUCCAGUCAGCUGAUAAAAGUCGGCUGUUUGUGAACAACAAGCUCAAUUGCUCUGUCAUUGUGGGUUCGUGGUUCUAGUUCUGAGGCUGUCACAAUGAGGAGCCUGUUUCUUUGUGUGCUAGCGGCGUUAGCUCUGACUAAUGAGGCCCUGGUUCGCAUUCCCUUAAAGAAAUUCCGUUCCAUCAGACGCGAGCUGACUGAUUCGGGGAAAAAAGCCGAGCAGCUUCUGGCUAGCACACACUCCCUUAAGUAUAACUUUGGCUUCCCCUCCAGCAAUGGACCCACUCCAGAAACCCUGAAGAACUACCUUGAUGCUCAGUAUUACGGUGAGAUUAGUUUGGGCACUCCUCCUCAGCCUUUCACUGUGGUGUUUGACACGGGUUCGUCCAACCUGUGGGUGCCCUCCGUUCACUGCUCCCUGCUGGACAUCGCAUGCUUGCUUCACCACAAAUAUAACUCUGCUAAAUCCAGCACAUACGUCAAGAACGGCACCUCCUUCGCCAUCCAGUAUGGAUCUGGCAGUUUGUCGGGAUAUCUCAGUGAGGAUUCAUGCUCUAUUGGGGACAUUUUAGUGGAGAAACAGCUUUUCGGUGAGGCCAUCAAGCAGCCCGGCGUGGUCUUCAUUGCAGCAAAGUUCGAUGGGAUCCUUGGCAUGGCCUACCCUCGCAUCUCUGUGGACGGUGUGGUCCCAGUGUUUGACAACAUCAUGAACCAGAAAAAGGUGGAGAAGAACGUCUUCUCCUUCUACCUGAACCGGAAUCCAGACACCGAACCUGGCGGUGAGCUGCUGCUGGGAGGAACCGACCCUAAAUACUACAGCGGUGACUUCAGCUAUGUCAACGUCACCCGCCUGGCCUACUGGCAGAUCCACAUGGACGGGAUGGCCGUCGGCAGCCAGCUGACUCUGUGUAAGGGCGGCUGUGAGGCCAUCGUGGACACCGGGACGUCUCUGAUCACCGGGCCGUCGGCCGAGGUGAAGGCCCUGCAGAAGGCCAUCGGAGCCCUUCCUCUCAUCCAGGGAGAGUACAUGGUGAGCUGUGAUAAGAUCCCUUCGCUGCCCGUCAUCACCUUCAACGUGGGCGGACAGAGCUACAGUCUGACCGGAGAGCAGUACGUCCUCAAGGAGAGUCAAGCUGGAAAAACUAUUUGUCUGAGUGGUUUCAUGGGCCUGGACAUCCCUGCCCCCGCCGGGCCGCUGUGGAUUCUGGGAGAUGUGUUCAUCGGUCAGUACUACACCGUGUUCGACCGUGAAAACGACAGGGUGGGCUUCGCUAAAUCCAAGUAAACACUUCCAGCAGAUGAGCUACAUGCCCAAGUACAAGGCUAGAAUCUGAGCUGCACGUUUUCUGUUGCCUUGUGAUCAAAACGUUCUUUGCAAUAGAUUUUGUUUAGAGCCUAAAUGCACAGAUCUGAUGAAUUUGUAAAAUUUCUGACACAAUGUGAAGCAGAUUGAGGGGAUUUGAUUGGCUGUGUGUGACUGUAAAGGAUCAGCUGAAUGUUUAGGUAUCGCUGUGUUUUUUUUUUUUGUUUUUUUUUUUUUUUUUAACUUCGUGUGAUUGUUAUUUUUCUAAAAUCAGGGAUUUGUUUUAAAGGAAGUGUUAGUAUUUUAGGAUGAAGAUGGACUUCCACUACUGAGAUGUUUUAACUUGAUUGGGCUGAGUAAAAACACUUUUAAAACUGUU